Molecule: messenger RNA, 2217 nt
Organism: Aspergillus clavatus NRRL 1
Lineage: Eukaryota; Fungi; Ascomycota; Eurotiomycetes; Eurotiales; Aspergillaceae
Exons: 4
Coding region: 1-2217 (738 amino acids)
Source: RefSeq, a predicted model, not a curated record
AUGGAUGCCAAGAAUCCCCACCUCCAGCCAACCGCUUGCUCUUCUGCCAGCGGUGGCCACGAGCAGGUCCUGCCAAUGCUUGGUAAACCAGCUGCUUGGGAUUCCAGCUCUCCUGCAAUCUUCAAUAAUUAUACUCAUCACCAGCAGCAACAACAACAUCCUCAUCAUCAUCAACUUCAAGCUCCACCUCAACAUCAUCCCUAUCAACAAUUUCAACAACAUCAACAUCCACACCAACACCUCGUCCCAGCUAUCCCGACCGCUUCUGCCACCGCUCCCUCCUCCUCCUCCUCAUCGCCUGUCCACGACGAGGCUGCCGUGCGGCCUGCUGUCGUGGAACCUCCUCCUCGCCCCGAUGUAGGCAAGAGUACCUCAUCGAAGCUUCGCAAAUCUCGCAAGGGCAACAAUGCGUCUAAUGGUCGGUCAACGCUCUUCUGGGUCCAUACGGACCCGCAAUCGGUGUCGGAAGGGACGCGCGAGGAGACGCUGAAGCGCAUCCGUUCGCACGUGAUGUCCGAGCACAAUCGCAAGAAAAGGUUGGAGAACACCAAGCGCUAUAAGAGCAAGACCUGGAAGCAUCUUGCGUUUCAGCCUGUCGAGACCGCGCCUUCCGAAUCCUCCAGCGCAGCACCGGGAUCGUCAACAGUGCCGGCUGCUUCUGAGCCCUCGCUUGCAGACGCUGCGUCUUCGACAUUCAAACAUGAACCAUCGACUUCUCCGCCGUCGGUUCCCUCUGUACAGCAGCCGCAACACCAGCAGCAGCAUCAAGACUAUGACCCAGACCAAUCCCAGAUCAAAGAGGAAGAGCAACAGUUUGAUGGUCCCGUCACAGAAGGUUCCGCUUAUUCCUCAGUCAAUGCGCCCGUUGGCGGUGUGGAGACCUACGAUUGUGGUACGUCGUCACAGCCUCAGUCAAACGGUUCUUUAGAGUCCUCUAGUGGCUCAUGGGAUGUGGUGGGACGAGGGAAGGAUCCCUUUAAUACACUACAUACACCGCUUUCCGAUCGUAUGUACCGGCAUUUGCAGCACUUCCUAUGCGAAUUGACCAGGUUGGCAUACCCACUGCAGCGCCGAUACGGACCGAGGUUACAGGCUCAUUGGGCAUCAUUGGUUCAACACGAUCCUGCAUCUUUACAUGCGUGUAUAUGCGUCGCCGCAUCCAGUGCAGCUUUGCAGUCCGGCGAAUUCCCGCUAGUUGACCCCAACAAAGCGCGGACGAGUCCAUUGAUACUGGAUACCUUUCAUCAUCGAGGGGAGACCAUCCGCCUCGUUAACGAGGGGCUAUCGGAUCCCCUCAAGGCGUCUAGUGACGAGCUUAUCGCUGCUGUAUCCAUCUUGCUGACAAUCGAGAUUGCGUCUGGAAACCCCGAUUAUUUAAAGAUCCACCUGGCAGGCUUGAGGCAGAUGGUUGCUAUGAGGAAUAGUUUCGCAGAUGUGCCUCCGGAUGUCCGAUUCCAAAUAUCAUGGACCGACAUUCGAGUGGCUUGCAUGGCCUUUACCAAACCGAUUUUCCCCUUUGUUCGCUAUGCGCGCCCUUCUGGACUCUCGAUUAUGCCACCCAGUAAAGACCAUGCGCGCACCGCAUCGCGUUUGAUUCCAUUGAUAGAGAUACCCGGUGUCUUUGGUGAUGCCAUGUCCAAAACGAUAUACGACCUGACCGAGCUUGUUUUGUAUGCGGAGUGGAUAAAGGGUGACCUGAAUACGCAAAGAUUUGACGACGAGACGGAGGAUUACUUCAACACCGAGGUGCUGUACGUCGAGUACGCCCUCCACACGGACCGGUACACGGCGACCGGUGAAGCCAAGGGAGACGCGACACUGGAAGGCUGCGUGCGACUGGCGUGCCUGCUGUUCCACAACACGACGAUCUGGGAGUUUUAUCCGCAAAUGGGACCGGUCUUCUCGAAACCCAUUGUCGGACUGCGGGUGGCGCUGGAGACGACGAUCCCAGCUGGGUACUUCAACUUGUGCCGGGAGCUACUGAUUUGGCUUCUCUUUAUCGGGGCGUGCAGCUCACGGCUUUUGUCCCGUGAGCACACGUUUUUCAUGACCGAGCUGGCGACAACCUUGCGGAGCCAGGGAUGCCGUUCCUGGCAGGAAGUGCGAGAGCUGCUGCUGGGGUACUUUUACGUGGACCGCUGCUACCUGACUCCACUGCGGGAGUUAUGGGACGAGCUCCAUAUCGAUGCCGAUACUAGUAGGUUGAACCUGUGUUAA